Molecule: messenger RNA, 4358 nt
Organism: Chrysoperla carnea
Lineage: Eukaryota; Metazoa; Arthropoda; Insecta; Neuroptera; Chrysopidae
Gene: CPSF1
Product: cleavage and polyadenylation specificity factor subunit 1
Exons: 13
Coding region: 129-4358 (1409 amino acids)
Cellular component (GO): mRNA cleavage and polyadenylation specificity factor complex; nucleus
Molecular function (GO): nucleic acid binding; protein binding
Source: RefSeq, a predicted model, not a curated record
AACCUAAUAGUUAAAUCAUAAAACAAAGCUAUCAUUAAAAUGAUAUUUUAUUCGAAAAAUAUUAUUUUAUUGUAAAUAUAUACGUAUUUUUAUUUAACUAUUGUGUCAAAAUCUCUAAAAUUAUUAUAAUGUUUUCAAUUUGUAAACAAACUCAUCCGGCUACCGGUGUCGAACAUGCUUUAAGUUGUUAUUUCUUCAGUAGAAUCGAAAAAAAUUUAGUUAUAGCCGGUACAAACUAUGUAAAAGUUUUCAGACUUAUACCAGAUUCAGAAAAAGGUCUAAAACUGGACAAAUAUUCAGAUACUAGACCGCCAAAGAUGAAAUUAGAAUGUUUGACACAAUAUACGUUGUAUGGAAAUAUUAUGUCAAUGCAAAGUGUUACUUUAGCACAUUCAUCAAGAGACGCCUUACUGCUCAGUUUCCGAGAUGCAAAAUUGUCUGUGGUUGAAUAUGAUCCCGAAACUCAUGAUCUUAAAACUUUAUCUUUACAUUACUUCGAAGAGGAGGAUAUGAAGGAUGGUUGGACACAUCAUCAUCAUAUUCCAAUGGUUCGAACUGAUCCUGAAAACCGUUGUGCCGUAAUGACUGUAUAUGGCAAGAAAUUGGUUGUGCUACCAUUUAGAAAAGAAAAUACUUUAGAUGAAACUGAUCUUCUAGAAGUGAAACCAUUAGUAACACCAUCUGGUUCUGGCAAAUCUCCAAUUAUGGCUUCUUAUACGAUAGUGUUAAAAGAUUUAGAUGAAAAAAUAGACAAUGUAAUUGAUAUUCAAUUUUUGUAUGGAUACUACGAACCAACAUUACUAAUUUUAUACGAACCAGUUCGUACGUUUGCUGGACGAACAGCUGUACGAAUGGAUACUUGUUGUAUGGUUGCCAUUUCAUUAAAUAUUGCUCAAAAAGUACAUCCAAUUAUAUGGAGUGUUGCUCAUCUACCAUUUGAUUGUGUACGAGCGGUGCCUGUACGUAAACCAUUAGGAGGCACAUUGAUUAUGUCUGUGAAUGCUUUAAUUUAUUUGAAUCAAAGUGUCCCACCGUAUGGUGUUUCAUUGAACAGUAUCGCCGAAACGAGUACCAAUUUUCCUUUAAAACCACAAGAAAACGUAAAAAUCAGUCUAGACUGUUCUCAAGUAACGUUUAUAGAUGAUGAUAAAUUGGUAAUUUCAUUAAAAGGUGGUGAACUAUAUGUUUUAACGCUUUUUGCGGAUAGUAUGCGUUCAAUUCGAAGUUUCCAUUUUGAUAAAGCAGCUGCCAGUGUUUUAACAACUUGCAUAUGUGUUUGUGAAGAAGGCUAUUUAUUUUUGGGGUCACGUCUUGGAAAUUCAUUGCUAUUAAAAUUCAUUGAAAAAGAAAACCAUCAAAUAAUCACAAUUCAUGAAAAAUCAUCUGAAAACAAUUUAUCUAAACGACAAAAAUUGGAUUCAUCAACAAAUGAUUUUAUGCCUAGUGAUGUUACAGAAAUCCGCGAUAUUGAUGAAUUGGAAGUGUAUGGUAAUGAGAAACAAGCGUCAGUUUUUAUAACAAGCUUUGUAUUUGAAGUAUGUGAUAGUUUACUGAAUAUUGGACCUUGUGGUCAAGUUUCUAUGGGUGAACCAGCAUUUCUUAGUGAAGAAUAUUCUGGAAAUAUUGAGCAUGAUGUUGAACUAGUUACAACCAGUGGUUAUGGAAAGAAUGGGGCUAUUUGUAUUUUACAGCGAUCAGUUCGACCACAAAUUGUUACAACCUUUGAAUUACCCGGAUGUGUUGAUAUGUGGACCGUGUUUGGACCAGACGAUGAAAAUUACCAUUCGUUUUUAAUUUUGACACAAGAAGAAUCGACAAUGGUUUUGCAAACUGGACAAGAAAUUAAUGAAGUUGAAAACUCUGGCUUUUGUACACAAAGUCCCACAAUAUUUGCUUGUAAUAUUGGGAAAAACAAGUAUAUUGUUCAAGUGACGACAAUGGGUAUACGAUUAUUGGUGGGUGCUAAACAAUUACAGCAUAUUCCACUAGAUUUGGGGUCACCAAUUGUACAUGCUACAAGUGCUGAUCCUUAUUUAACUUUGCUAACUGAAGACAGUCAAGUAAUUAAUUUUACGCUAAGAGAAACACGUGGAUCAACGAAAUUAGUUGUUGGAAAAACAGCUAUAUCUAGGAUUCCAUUGAUUGCAACAUUAACUUUAUACCGUGACUUAAGUGGCUUAUUUAGCUAUACAGUACCGGAAGAAGUACCCGAACCAAUGGUAGAAACGAAACCAACACCCCUUGAUUUUAAACCAGGUGACAACGAAGAUGACUUACUCUAUGGAGAAUCGACAACUCUAGAAAUGUUGAACACAUUAAAAUCAACAACCCCAUCACAAUCAAAGCGAAAAUCGAAUUGGUGGAAAAAAUAUUUAGUCGAAACAAAACCGACAUACUGGUUGUUUGUAAUUAGAGAAAAUGCAAAUUUAGAAAUAUAUUCAAUACCUGAAUUUCGUCUAUGUUAUUUAAUUCAGAAUGCUACACAAGGGAAUAAAGUGUUAAUUGACAGUUUAGAAUCCGUACCUUCAUUAUUUUCCAAUAUAAAUGUAAAUUAUGGUAACGAUAACACAAAAAUGAAUCAAAUUGCGAAGGAAAUAUUAAUGGUUGCACUUGGAAAUCAUGGAUCGAGACCAUUACUUUUAAUACGUUUAGAAAACGAAUUAUUAUUGUAUCAAGCAUUUCGAUACUCAAAAGGUCAUUUAAAAAUACGUUUUCGAAAAUUACCACAUGGCAUUUUGUAUGCACCAAAUGUUGAAGGGAAAAUUGAUACAGAAAGUGCUGAUUUUUAUGCGUUACAAGAACGCGUUUGUAAAUUACGUUAUUUCUCUAGUAUAGCAGGUUACAAUGGAGUGUUUAUUUGUGGAGCUCGACCAUACUGGAUAUUUUUAACAUCAAGAGGUGAAUUAAGAACGCAUCCUAUGUGGAUUGAUGGCGAUAUUAAUUGUUUUGCACCUUUUAAUAAUGUGAAUUGCCAACAAGGAUUUUUGUACUUUAAUAAAAAGAUGGAAAUGAGAAUUUGUGCUUUAACUCAACAUGUGACUUAUGAUGCUCCAUGGCCAGUUAGAAAAGUUCCUCUAAGACAUUCCGUAUUGCAUCUAGCUUAUCACAAUGAAUCGCAUACAUAUGCUGUGGCUAGUGCUACUGCGGAACCGUCUACUCGUUACUAUCGUUUCAAUGGUGAAGAUAAAGAAUUGACGGAACAAGACAAAGGUGAUCGGUUUCCUUAUCCUCUUCAACAACAAUUUCAAAUAUAUCUAUUUUCUCCCGUUACAUGGCAGCAAAUUCCAAAUACUAGAAUUGAGCUAGAUGAAUGGGAGCAUGUGACAUGUUUAAAAACUGUUUAUCUAGCGUAUGAAGGUACACGAUCUGGGUUAAAAGGUUACAUAGCCGUCGGAACAAAUUAUAAUUAUGGUGAAGACAUUACGUCACGUGGACGAAUACUUAUUUAUGAUAUCAUUGAGGUUGUUCCUGAACCGGGGCAGCCAUUAACAAAGAAUCGUUUUAAAACGAUCUACGCCAAAGAUCAAAAAGGUCCAGUUACAGCAAUUUCUCAAGUUGUUGGUUUUCUAGUCUCUGCCGUUGGCCAAAAGAUUUAUAUAUGGCAAUUAAAGGAUAACGAUUUGAUUGGUGUGGCAUUUAUCGAUACUCAAAUUUACAUUCACCAAAUAAUCAGUAUUAAAAGUUUAAUUUUAGUGGCCGAUGUUUAUAAAUCAAUAUCUUUAUUACGAUUUCAAGAAGAAUAUCGUACUUUAUCGUUAGUUAGCAGAGAUUACAGACCAUGUGAAGUUUUUACCCUUGAAUAUUUAAUUGAUAAUACAAGUAUGGGCUUUUUAAUAUCCGACAGUGAACGCAAUUUAGUUUUAUACAUGUAUCAACCUGAAGCCAGAGAAUCUUGUGGUGGACAAAGAUUAUUAAGAAAAGCAGAUUUUCAUUUAGGACAAUUGGUGAAUUCAUUUUUCCGAAUUAAAUGUAGAAGUACAGGUGGUCCUUACGAACAGAAAUAUUACGCUGGAGCUGAUAGAAAACAUGUUACUAUGUUCGCUACUUUGGAUGGUGGUCUUGGAUACAUUCUUCCAUUGAAUGAGAAAACCUAUCGACGACUUCUGAUGUUACAAAAUGUACUUAUUUUACAAGGCCCACAUACUGCCGGAUUGAAUCCAAAAUCUUUCAGAACAUAUAAAAGCCGCCGAAAAUUAUUAGCUAAUCCGUCACGUGGUGUCAUUGAUGGCGAUCUAAUAUCGACUUUCCUUUUUUUGUCCUUGCCUGAAAAACAAGAAAUUUCAAAGAAGAUUGGAACAAAAGUAGAAGAGAUUAUUGAUGAUCUGAUUGAAAUUGAUCAUAUUACUGCUAACUUCUAA